Molecule: messenger RNA, 189 nt
Organism: Blastomyces gilchristii SLH14081
Lineage: Eukaryota; Fungi; Ascomycota; Eurotiomycetes; Onygenales; Ajellomycetaceae
Exons: 1
Coding region: 1-189 (62 amino acids)
Source: RefSeq, a predicted model, not a curated record
AUGCCCAAAACCGCAAAGUCUAACGGCACCAAAGCUCCCCCCCCUUCACCCCUUGGCCCCCGAACACCUCUAGAAAGGCCUAACCAUCCUCCGCAGCCCAUUACAAUGAAGCAACUGCAACAGCGUUUCAUGGAUAACCAAGCAUUCAGAGUCUUCGGAGCCAUUGUAGAAGCUCGAGCAUCAAUAUAA